AAAAAAAUGUGAAUCCCGUCCCUUCCCACUCCAACGACUAACAACGUCAACCCCAUCAUCACGGACUACGAAGUCUCCUCUUUCCUCUCUAUAAAUAAGCUCUACCUCCUUCCUCGUUUCUUUCGUUCUAUUACAUUUUCUGUUCUCUUUUUUCCAUUGUUGUGCUUCCAAAAUCGGAGGGAAUCGGAGACGAGCGAGUGCUGGAGUUGAUUCAGAGGGAGACAGCUUCCUUCCCCCGCGUUUGUCCUUUUCUUAUUCUUCUUCUUUUUGUUCCAAUACUUUGGUGUUGCCCUGUGGCCUCCUCAGAUCAAAAAUUUUGAGGCAAGACUUUCCUUUUGACCGCAUCAUCUCAAUGGAGUUGAACGGCAAAUCCAUGGUCUCAGAGCCUGCAAAUGUUAUUUAUCUUUCAACUAUUCUGGGUAGAGAUGGGCAAGUUCCUGCCCACAAAUGUGAUUGGAAAUGUGAGAAUGAACAUGUGUGUGGUAAUAUGUACCGCUGCAAACUUACAGGAAUGACUCACAUUUGUGACAAAAACUGUGACCAACGAAUUCUCUAUGAUAACCAUAGCUCACUUUGCCGUGCGAGUGGGCAAAUAUUCCCACUUACACUGACAGAGGAACAAGCAAUCAGAGGCAUUCGCAGGAAGCUUGAUGCUGACAAUUCCUCCAUUGAUGACUUUGCUUUUAAGCGUAGGCGGGAUGCCCAGUUUCAUCCUUCCCCUUUUGAGAGAUCUUUCUCUGCUGCCGUUCCAAUUUGUAGUCAAGUUGGAGAUGGCAUGGAUAUGAGCUAGAUUUACAUAUGAAAAAGAAGGGAAACUGGGGCUUAUCUCUGUGCUGUUCUUUUGAAUAAUUUUCUUUUUGUUUUGCCUACGGACUGAUAUCAUAUAAUGGAUUUGACCUGCGGGCACUUCAAGUGGUGGACCUUUGUAUGCCCCACCUGUUUGUAGGAACGCUUAUAUUUCUAAUCUUGUUUAAUGCAAUAUGUAGCUGACACUAGAUUGACUAUGACAGAUGGGAUGGAGCAGGAUCGUCAUAAACUUUACAUUUCUAUUUAGAAUUUCCUUACCCUGUAUCUUCUCAUCAUAGACUGUUGUAGCUCUAAAGGGUUCCUUAGUAUCCUUUCUUGAUAUACUUUCCUAACAUUAUUUGAUAUGCGUUUACACCGCUAAAGGCAUUUUGAGAUUACUUGCAGUAGUCUCCUAUUUUGUAUUUAACUAUAUCAUGUUUACUCGAUCCCAAUAAUCUUAAUCCUCUAACAACUAUCGUCUGGAUCCGGAGUUCAAAUCUGAUUAUCAUGGAAUGGGUUACUGAAGAUGAUACCUCUGUUUAGAACCCUACCUUCUAAGUCCAAUUUUCUAGUUCUUUGAGUUAAGACACUUAGUUUUGGAUUCUGUUUUGCUAGACAUGCUUUUGGCUGUGUUCAGGUUUACGAGCAGUGAUGUGGUCUGCCCUAGACUUGUUUCACUUUUCAUAUCUAAUAUUUGUUUUUAUAUUUUCAUAUGAGGAUGUCCUUAAGUCUUUUUUUUUUUUUUUUUUCCAGCAGGGGUUUGGUCAUUUGCCUACUUGUGAGGGUUCAAUUAUGCUCAUUGUUUAAUGCUCCUUGUUCUGCAAUUUAUUUGAAUUUAAUUACUGUUGUUUGACCUUUAUCACCGUUCUUGGCAGGUUUGUUAGCCUCUUGGAUUGGUGCCCUUUGUAAAUGUGGAGACCUAAGAUGUCCAGAAGUUGGAAAAAAGAUUUUUGAGGCUUUCCCAAGCAUUUAAUUUACCUACUGGGACAAUGCUUGAAAGUAAUCUCUGCAGCCUAGUGAAUUGUAUAUUAAGUUUGUUAAGAUGUGCAACAUUGAAGGACAUAUUUUUCCUGUUGUGUAAUCUAUUAUAUAAUUGAGCUAUUGGCAUAGAGUUUGUGCUUUCAACUCGAGAUUAGAGGUUCGAUUCCUUCCUCCUAUAUAUUGUAGAAUAAUGAUAUAAUUGAUCAAGCUACUGUAAUAGUUUUAACUAUUGUGUGAGCCCAUUUGUAAAGCCUGUUUUAAAGGCUGACUGUGAGCUUUUGUAUUAUGUAUUCGAAUGAAAUUGAAUUAUAUUUUAUGGCA
This is a messenger RNA of Benincasa hispida (wax gourd), 2088 nucleotides long. Its product is annotated as cyclic AMP-responsive element-binding protein. The record is from RefSeq and is a predicted model, not a curated record. NCBI's taxonomy places the organism in Eukaryota, Viridiplantae, Streptophyta, Magnoliopsida, Cucurbitales, Cucurbitaceae.